Molecule: messenger RNA, 11821 nt
Organism: Porites lobata
Lineage: Eukaryota; Metazoa; Cnidaria; Anthozoa; Scleractinia; Poritidae
Source: the annotation of a GenBank genome assembly
AUGUCUAAUCCAAGUGUAACUCCCAACAAGAUCAGGAAAGUUGACGCACUUGACGGAGCACAAAACUCCCACACGGAUCAACAUGAAAUUUUAGAAGAAAUCAACACGGUGCAGAAUCAAAUAGAUGCACUAAAUGAGCAGGCAUCCGAGGAGAUUUUGAAGGUUGAACAGAAAUACAACCGACUUCGAAAACCUUACUUUCAGCAGAGAACAGACCUCACAAGACGGAUUCCGCACUUCUGGAUGACGGUUGUAUCCUUUUCUUUUAAUUUGCACUUAAGCUUGUAAGUGAGUGCUUAAUCUGCGCUUUGGCUUGUUACAGGGUAAGUUUGUUUUUUAGCGUCUAGGGGUGAAUUAGGAUGAUUUUUAUUUAAUCUUAUUUAAUAUUAUUGGACUGCACUGUUCUUUUAUGAACAACUGUUUUAUUAGAGAAAAUUGGAACAUUAUUUAAUUUUCCUUUCAUUACAGAUUAAUUUUGGGGAAAGAUCCUUUGUAGUGUUGACUUGCUUACCAGGUGAACAAUACCAUGCUAGUGCGCGGGUCUAGUUAUAUUUGUACUCAUAGAAGUAACGCAACAAGUAGUCUGAUGUUUGAGAGAAGAUAUUUUUGAGUCGAUCACUUACUCAUAUUAUAACUAAGGUACCAAUGGACGCAACAGUCACUUUAAAAAAAUGGUAUGGAAAGGGAGAGAAGUUUUAACCAGUAGGUUAUAAUUUCCAGAGAAAUUUGAUUAUUUUCUCUUCAUAAUCGGUCGGGCCAACCACAUUUUGCAACUGAUGAGCAGUGAGGAAAAAUAACUGCGACCGUUUCCAAAUCUGUAUUAAGUCAUGAUAAUCCAAGUUAAUAUUUCCAGGUAUUAAGUUUUAGAUGUGCGAAAUUAGGUAAAACAAGAAAGUGUUGUGAGCUUUCGGGAGCGAUGUUUUAGCAACAAAACAAAAUGGAGGUGAUCGAUCAACGGUGAUAUAUUACUAGUACCCAGACUUCCUAGUCCACUCGCUUGUGUGUGUAACAGAAGAAAAUUUAUUCAGAGGAAUAAAAAGCACUGAAAAAUGCCUGUAAUAGAAAUCAAAUUAUCACCAAUUGAUAUUAAAUCUGUAGGAGAAUUUCAUUUCUGUCUGUAGUUAACAAUGUUAUUUCUAAGAUAACUUGGGGGGAGGGGGUAUCUUCAUGUACUGCAUCAGUGACCAAGAAACAUUUCAUUUCACAUAUUUUUGCCUGUAGCACCUCCUUGCUUUAACAAAUUGUGGACAAUGUUAUCCAGUUGGUAAUGUUAUCGGGGUUGCCAAGAAAAGGUUAGGGAAUUUGGCAGAGAAAAUUGAUUUGUUAAAGCAGGACAUAUAGAAACCUUAUCAGAGUCAAAUAGAUUUUAUAUAGCAUGGAAUGUGAUUGGUUGACCUUCUGACUAAAUCUCAUUAUACAUGUCAUUGGAACAUUUUCACAAACGCCUUUGCACAUAUAACACCAGAACAGAGAAAGUAACAUGACUGAAUUUCAUUGCUUACAAGUUGUACCUCAUGUAAAAUGACAUGAUUUAUACACCAAAAUAGUUUCUUUCCUUCUUUUUUCUAUAUUAUGGAGCUAUGAGUAUUUUUGCAGUGGAAAAGUAUCAAGGGGUUGAAAGAGUUACUGUUUUUAUUUAAAACUAUUAAAGAAUAAAUAAAUUAUUAUUCUCACUGAAAAGUUUUGGGUAUCUGCUGUGUCUAUAGUAGUCAUUUUUCCUAUAAGAAUCAAGCCAUUGUGCCAUGAAAGUAGAGUUUGCAGUCUAUUAGUGUUAAUUUUUUAAAAAACUUAAACUUCAUUUUGGUUGACACAUUUAUUGUUCAGAUUAGUCUUUUAGUGGCAACUAUGCUAUUACAGUAGAUGUGGUUAUUCACACUAAAUAAAAAGGAAAAUGUGGAAGAUAAAUGCAGCUUCCGAUAAACAUCAAUUUUUGAAUACAGUUUUUAAGAGCUCUUUUAAGAGUAGACAAAAAGAUAUGGAGCUGAUGUUAUGAGAAGUUAACACCAAGGCGAAACAUUAAACUUUUCAUGAGAGGAGCCAAACUGGACUAAUAAAGUUCAUGAAAGUCAAGUUCAGUUAAGUUUUUCUGAAUGAGGUUUCAAUCAACCAAACUGUUCUUUCAGUCUGCUCAGGUGAUGAUGUCUAAUUAGUUUGACGCUUCAUUAGUUCGACGUUUGACCCAACAGACGAACUUAACUUAUUUUAGGUCGAUCCAAAGUACAAUUUGGUUCAUCUCAUGAAUACAGGUAGUUAAACAUUUAGCCUAGGUUAUCUGAAUUCUAAAUUUAAAAACAAAAAAUAGAAGAAUUUCAUUGACUUGACUUUGGUGCACAGUUUAUAAAUCAUCCGCAGCUGCAGGUGUUGAUUGAUGAAGAAGAUGAAGAAGCGUUACAGUACAUGACAUUUCUAGAAGUUGAAGAGUUUGAAGAUAUCAAAUCAGGAUACAGAAUAAAGUUUGUAAGUUCCUUGGUUGUCUCUGUUAGUAAUAAGAGAUUUCAAAAUCACUAGAUGUUAUGAAAAAGUAAGGUUUCCUUUAAAUGAUAAUGUUGUGUAAAUUGUGCAAGUAAUACUUUGUAAAAGAAGGAAGCAGAUAACAUCUUCAGUCAUGUUAACAAGCCAAGUGGUGCUUAUGUCUAAAUGUUAAAUGGCUUUGUGAUUUUGAACUACAUUCAGUCACAAAGACUGUGUAACCCUGUUUAUUAUCAGCACAUUUUCAUUCAAAAAUUACGUGAGUUGAACAAAUUAAUAACUUACAUAAUCAUUUAUGAAAGGUUUUUACCUAAUUGUUUCACUAAGCCUGUAAGUUAAAUACAUAUACUCAAAGAAUGUGGCAGAAAACUUGAUGUUAUAAAGAGAUUCAGAAGAACAGAGUUGCAGUAAAGGACAAAAUAAUGUCAGAUUUGAAUCAAUUGACAGUUUCUUAAAUCAAGAAAUUUCGCCAGUAAAAAAGGAUCACAUGGAUUGUAUGAGGAAAGUAUGAAUUCCAUUGUACAUGUACACUUUUUCAAAAAAUACAUUGUAAGUGACAAAAUGUUGGAAACAGACAAAAACGAGAAAAUGAACACAGUGAUGAUGAUGCAAAGAUGACACGUCUGUAUUCCAUCUCCCCCCUAAAACCAUUAAAAGACCUAAUUUUUCAUAAAUUUUUUUUUGAAGGGCUUCACGGAAAAUCCAUAUUUUACAAAUGAAGUGCUAUACAAGGAAUUUAUUCUCAACGAAAAUGGUGAUCAGUCUUCCUUGGCUACGCCUAUCAAGUGGAAAGGGGGCAUGGUAAGAUGAGAUUUGGCUAAUUACUCAUAAUGUUUUCUGACCUAGAAAUGAUUAUGUCUGUCUGCAUGUCACUCUGUACUUAUCGUAGUGGGAAAAAAAAAGACUGGGUCACUUAAAAUGAAAGGCAAAGUAUUUGCCUUUAUUGCUUUCGUCACUCUAAUAAGGUAAAUUCAAAUUAAAAAAUCUAUCAUUAUCAUGACACAGCAUGAUCAAGUGGUUAGGGCAGUCAUAAACUUGAAGACUGGCAGUUGCAAGUCAGUCCUGCAUGCUAUUACCAUUGCAUUUAGUUAAUUCACAGUAAUGCGGAGUUCAGUUUCAGCCAUGUUCUUAUGUUAAAUAGCCAACUGAGCUUUUUGUACCACAGAAAACAGAUUAAAAUUUGGGAAAGUUGGUCAUCUGUGCCUUGUGCUCAAUGGUGAGAAUUUGGGUUGUCUUGAGUUAAAGCACUUUAUUUAUUAAGCUUUAUUUUGUUAGUGUAGUUUUGUAAAUUUUUCCAUCAAACCUGCAAAACCAUGAACACCAGAAAUAAUUUGGGAAUGUUAUUUUGUUGCAAGAAACAAGCCAAUUGGGCGUAAGAAACUAAAGCGUAAGUAAGAAAGGUAAUUAGUUUGCAGUUUUGUGGCUUUUUUGCAUGUCCUGAUGUUUGCUGUGAUUGGUCUUAACACAAUAAACAUUCCUGAAAUAUUUCAAGUGUUCAUGGUUUUGCUGGUUUAAUUGUAAAGUAGCAGGGGCGGAUCUAGGGGGAGGGUGCAGGGGUGCCCCCCCCCCCGAGAUGACCUGUGGUUUUCUAAUACAACUGGUAUUCUGCAAAAAAAAAACUAUGUGGUUUAUUGGUGUUGAAGUAGAGCAAGAGAUGAGUGCACCCCCUCCUAAAAAAAAAUCCUGGAUCCGCCCCUGAGUAGGCAUAUCAUAAAAUGUACUUUCCAUUGGGAAAUCUGGAUUUGGAUUUUCCUCAGAACAGAUUUCAGUUUUCCAACCAAAACACAAAAUUCGAAAACAGAUUUUAGUGCAUUGAAGUGGUUCAGUUGCUUUCACCUUAUUAUUAAUUUGUUUGCUAUGUUUCUAUACAGGACCUAACUCAGCGGUACAGUCAGCAAAACAUGUUAAAGGGAAGAAAACGAGGUCAUCAAGAGCCACAAAGCUUCUUCUGCUGGUUUACAGAGCAGGAGGCUGGGGAUGAGUUGGGAGAAGUUAUAAAAGAUGACAUUUGGCCAAACCCUAUCCAGUAUUUUUUGGUAGGGUUUGUUUUGUUAUUAGUAAGCUCUGGUAUUAAAAUCAGUCACAACAUUGUUGACACCAAGUGAUUCAUUUUGUCAACUUUGUGAAACAUUGCCAACCAGGUGUACAUGUAUCAAUAAUUAUUCCACCUUUCCUUUGUGGUGAAAACAUGAUAAUCUAUUCACAUUUGUCAAGAGAAUGUUGUGGCUGUCUCAUCCAGCCCUGUCUCAAAAUCUUUCAAAAAAUGUUGAGAUCCUGACAAAUAAUGCUCAGAUCAUAAUUAACAGACUUGGGCCGUAUCAUUCAUCAUUUGGUUUUAAGUUUUGAGCCAGAGUUUAUGGUGGUUUAAAUAAGACUAGACAAAGAAAUACUGGCCAGUUAAAUUUUUUAAAAUUUUUUUUUUAUUAUUAUUUGCCUGUCAGGCAACAGUCACUUUGAUGUUGAUGUGAUGUUUUCUCUUCUAACUAUUGGUGUUCAUUUAGGGACUCAAUGAUUUUGUUACCUCUGCGUCCUGCAUCCCUGACGUAUAAAGAUUCCCAAAGAUGCAAAAUAACUUAUAACAUGUGUCCCAUAGGACGCAAAGAAUGAUCGACUGAUUUAAAGAUUUUUUUGGCACAUUAUAUCCUGUUCAUGUGUUUUCUUCGAUCAGUAAUCUGUAAAUAAAGAGUUUUAGUGUCUGUCUCCAGAUUAACUGUCUGGUUACAGAGAGGCCCAAGCAUUUUCAAUUUAGGACUCCCUGUUUUUUGAACUGGAACUCAUUGGUUAUGGCCAGGGACUCAUGAUUUUUAACUAUUUGUAACAAAAUCACUGGUGGCUACUUUAAGAUGAGUGAGGAAUGAACUCAUCGGACACAAAUCAUAAUGAAUAACAUCUUUCACUAUCAAAACUGCUUUUUAGGGUCAUUCAACAAGUGUACUUCAGGAAGAUAAUGAAGAAGAUGAAGAAGAUGUUGAUGAAGAUGAAUCUGAGGAUCAGGUGGGUCUGUACACUUAAAGGUUUUCUUGUGGUCUGGAUUCAAGGCACUGCCUGCCCCCAACCCCCAGCAAUACACCUUAUAAAUCCUUGAAAAUAUUUUGCUGUUUCUGAUUGGCUCCAAUCCCCUAAAUUAAUUCUUCAUAACCAGCUGGUGCUUACCAUAUUUGGAAAAUGUAGGCAAUGACCCUUGACCAUUUGAUGGUACCUGUUUAAUAUUGUUAGCAGCCUUGUUUCAAGGGGUCACUUUAAUAAAACUUAAAAUGUGUAGCUGUUGUUUUCAGACCCUAUAACAAUGUAAACAACACCUGUGAAAGUUUUAUUAAAUUGACCCCAGGCAAUAACUGCUUCAGUUGUGCAAGGGUUCAGAUCAUAGUAGUCUAAACUAAAGAAAAAUGGCCUUCAUGGCUAUUCAAAGACAAAAUAGCCUUAUUUCUAACUAAAACUGGAUGGAAGAAAUAUGAUAACAUGCAAAAAAAUAAAUUGCUUGAUUGGUGUUAUCUAUCUACUUUUUGAGGCAUUUCAUUAUGCAUAAUUCAAUAUGCAUCCUUUUCAAUGUGCAUAAUUCUUCAAAUAAAUUAUACUCAGCCUCAGUGGUGGCAAAUUUAGUGUCUGUUCUUUUCUCUUCACGAAAAUUGGCUCCCAUUGUCUCAUUUUGAAAGGAAAAACUGUUCUUUGAAUUCUGUGAAUAUAAUUGCAGUAAAGAGGGCUGAUUUUUUUAUAUAAUAUAGAAGAAAAGCUCAUAUUGCCACCAUUUUGGAAUCUACAGACAAACAAAAGAUAUUCCACUCAUAAGUUCCCUCCCCCACCCUUGCUUAUAAGCAUACCCCACCCCCCCCCCCCCCCCGUAUACACUCCAGACAUGAUCCCUUCUCUUACACUUUUGUAGGGAAUUCAUUAUCACAGAGCAAGUAAAAUGUGGAGCAGUGUCAGUUUUUGUGUCAGUUAGUGCUUCAAGUUAUGGCUAGAUUUAAACAUUGUAUUGUAAGAAGUUACACUAUUAGCUCAUUUUGAUGUUCAUAUGACGUUUCAAAAUUCAAACCAGUAGAGGGGAAAAAGGCUGUCUCUCCAUGUCCCCCCCCCCCCCCCACCUCUGUACUGUUUAAUCAUGGUGGGUGCCUGUCUUCCACGCGGUGUGAAGGGUAAUGGCUGGGUCACCAGAAUUUACUAGUCCUAGGAGCUCUCUCAUCUAGAAGCUGGCUGCCAAUAUUGGAAGCUCUCGUAAAUUGUAAAAAAAGAAAUGUUAAUUGUAAUUUGUUUACCCACGAAACACUUAAAACUCGUUUAAACGUGCUCGUGCGUGGAAUUAUUGGUUAGAAGAAAACUGGAGUACCCGGAGAAAAACCUCCCGGAGCAAGGGAGAGAGUAAACAACAAAAUCAACCCAGAUAUAGCGUCGACGCCGUGAUUUGAACCCGAAUCAGUCACCACUGUGCCACCCUACCCUGAAUCCCCUUGGUUGUCUCCUGUUAGUGGGUUCUGGUGACAUACAUAUCCCGCCGGGCCGGGAAUGACUCUGUGAUGGAUCAGCAUUACUGAGACCUUUAAAUUGGAGGGCAAGAACGAUUAAGAGGACGAGAUUUAAACUUAGUGUUUCGCCCAGAGACGAAUCCAGGGGAGGGCCUCCCCCAUUUUUAGACCAAACUGACGAAAACUUUGAGACCGCCCCAGGGUCUGGAUGACCGCGUCCCCCGCCCCCUUAUCUGAGGGUCUGGGUCCGCCACUGUCGCCUAUUCGAAAAACAAUUCGACACCCCUCAAAGCUUCAUUGUACUUUUUUAUUUUUUAUUGAAGGAGGUUAAGCCUUCUCCCGAGCGCCAAAUGAUUAAACUUCUAACAUUAGAUAACUUGUUUCUGCUACUACGACAUUCUCUCUAAAACCCGCGGUAGAGUGGCGACGAUUAUCACGUUUUCCCGCCAAAAUAACGCUCGUUCACGCGCGUGUACUGCUACUUAGUAAUGAGAAAAUCUUGUACUCGUGGUCGUCCUCGUCUCAGAAUCUAAAGGUCUCUUGGGUAGCUAAGAAGAAGUUGCAAUAUUCAAAAUUGCUCUCUGCUGCAGAACUGGGUUAGUCUGAGUAUGCCUGACUUUUGUGGCUACAUUAGUACUUAGGAUAACAGUGAAAAGAGAAAAUCUUUUUUGAUGGCAUUACUGCCAUCUUUGAAAACAACUGACCGACAUUGUCUGCAUCAACCAUCAGGAUGAUGUGGUGGUAGUAGAUGAAGGUGAAGAGGAUGAUGAGGGGGACGAAGAAGAAGGAGUUGAGGAUGACGAAGAGGACGAGGAAGAGGAGGAGGAAGAAGAAGAAGUGGUGGUAGAAGAAGGAGAGGAAGAAGAUUUGGCAGAGGGAGAUGAGGGGGAAACACCAGUCGUGUAUGAAAUGGAUGAAGAAGACGAGGAACCAGAGGAUGGUGAUGAUGAAGAAGGGGAACCAGGGGUAAGAGUGGGGCAUGAACAUUGUAAAGCCCCGUGCAAACGGACGCAACAUUGUUGGAUGGUACAUGUUGCGCCCGUUGGCACUCCAGUUGCAUUUUGUGGCAUGUUAAUGCGUGUUUUUGGGAGUUGUUGCACAAAGUUUGAAACCGGUCAAACUUUUUAGCCAACAAUUCCCAACAUUUCUUUUGUUCCUUGAUCGCCGAAGCGUAGCGCAACAAUGUUGGGACUGUUCGUACAGCUCUUCCGACAUUGUUAGGGCCACGCACAUCCAUUCUACAUUGUCUCCAAAAUCUUAUCAGUUGUAUCCUUCCCACGAUGCACUGCAAAUCCCAACAUUGUUAGGGAGUUGUGGGCCAACAACGUUGCGUCUGAGCGUUUGCACGGGGCUUAAGAAACAAAAUAUUGUGAUACUGAGCUAUCAAGCCAACUAGCAGUUUGGACGGCUCGUAAUAUACCCGUAGAAGGUGAAGUUAUGAAAGUAACUAUGUGAAAUUUGAUGCAUUCAAACUGCCUGAGAUUGACAUAACACGUAAAAGACUUCGAAGGACUUUGUGAAAGGCUAAAUUCUGUCCGGCUGCUAAUAAAAAUCAACCCUUUCAAUCUCUUUUAACCAGGUUAGGUUUUGAAAAACAUUUAAUUUUCGGGGCUAACUCGCAGGGAGUUAAAUUCAUUGUGGGCGAACUCAAUUUCUUACGUGGCUUACUAGUAGAGGGCUUACUCACUAAGGUCUCUAACCAACCCUCACGCGCCCCCGACGGUGGCCAAUCAGUUUACGGUCGUUUCGCCUACUUCCUGUUCGCCAAUGUCGUAAUCGUUUCGCUAACGUGUUAUCUACCUUAUUAUCUCAGUUGAUAUAACCAAAUCUUUUCGCUUCUCUCCUCCUCCGACGCAACUGCAUAUUUUCUUUAGAAACUAACCCUCUCAGUCCUUUAUUCUAGCCAACGUUAGCGCUGCUCCGUUCGUAUGCAAUUGUGUAAACUAAAGUAUUUUUCAAAUGAAGAGAAGUUCAUGAAAAGCACGUGCAGUUCUAAUUUAGAAUAAAAGACAUUGGAAAGUGAGGCUUACAUGGCGCACUACCCAAACUUGAAUAUUAUGGUAUUUUUGAGGGAGACACGAGAGCGCUGACCCAUCGAUGGCGCUUAUCUAGCUUCGGUGGUUCCCAUCUAGUACUUUUAUUAUCUAUUAUUAUACAUUGUACUCACUCUCUGUCUUCUCAUUGGCUAAGAGCCUAUGUUUAAUUUUGGAAAUCAGUGCAACCUACAGAUUAGGUAGUUAUCUGCUAGCAGAUUUGCGUCUGAUCCGUAGGUUGCGUGCGCGAUACAUGAUUUCCAAGAGCAAUGUCAAACUGUGUUCCAUGCGAUGCUGUGUUUGUUUUUAUUUUCUUCAAAACAAUACAUGAUAAAACAAUUUUUAGACUCGGUUUUUGUGAUAUCCGGAAUAAUCAAGGUUUUGGUAAGUGUUAUCAGCCUCGGCCUUCGGGUCGGGCUCGGCUGAUAACGCGGGCUCGACCUUGAUUAUUCCGGAUAUCACAAAAAACGAGUCUAAUAAUUGUUCAUUGUUGAGCUAGCCUGAUCCAGGCGUUCAGAUAGUAGAACGCGGCGGUCAGUGGGGAGCGAGUUAAAUUGUACACCGGGAAAACGGGGGGCGGACAGGGAGGGGCGAGCGUCGUGAAUUUUUCUCCCGCGCUCUACUAUCUGAACGCCUGGAACAGGCUGUUGUUGAGCGAGAUUCGAAUUUAGCAACUACAACAUCUUGUGUUUUUCAAGGAGGAAGUUCUUCUGGAGGGCGAGGAAGAGGAUGACGAAGAAGAUGAAGGAGUUGAACAGGAGGACGACGAAGAAGACGAGGGAGACGAAGGCGAUGAGGUUGAACCGGAAGAAGGAGACACACCAGCGAAUUAAAACAAAAGCAUUUUUAGAUUUCUGUAUUUAAUAUAUCUUAUAGGAAGCUCGUCGCUUUCGCUCACUGUCCAAUCAUCUUCACCCUUUUUGCUAGCGCUUAUUGGCUAGUGCUGGUUCUUUUGAUUUGCUUUGGUUUGUUUCCAAGGUAACGUGCCACUCUAUUUUAUAAAAAUCCUAUUUUUAUACAGGCUUAGCAAGUCAUUUGACUUUGCGUGACUUCUCUUGCGUGACCUUAGUGCUGUGACCUUAGUGUCUAUGGUCAUGCAAAAGUAUUCAUGAAAGACCGAGUCACUGAAACAGUAUUUCUGUGAUUUCCAAACAUAAAAACUGGCCUAAAUUCCGUCUUGUUGUAGCCACACACAUUUCUGUUUCGCAAACAUUUGACCGCUGUCCCAUAGUAUUACGUGUAGACUGGAGAGGCGUCAUCAGCCAAAAAGGGAGCCCCGUGGUAGCCCAAGGUUUUGCAGACAGGCUUGGACAGACCCUGAAAAUUUAAGGCAUGAAUUCCUUCAGGGAAUCUUGUUUUUAAGUAAGUGUUCGCUUUAUCAUCUUUUGGAUACUUUUUGUAAUUAGUUAGAGUCACGUUAUGUGCCUGUUGAAGUAAAAUACAGUUAAGCGCUCAUUACAUGUACAAAGGACGUCUCAAGCCUCCCAACUUGCAAGAAAACUCCAUUUGACAAUUGCGAGGGACUUUAUGUCACGCGCGGGGUGGGACACGCGUCUUACUCGCGCGUGCCCUUCUACUAUUGCGAUUUUCAAAACGCAGGUUAACAAGGUACAACCAUGACGCGUAUCGUCUAAAUCAAACUUGCGAUUGUCGUCGGUUUGUUUUACAGGGUACUAUUCGGGUUAUAGGUUUAUCGUAAGCACAACGCAUGGCACAGAGUACGUAUUGACUGUAAUCUGUGUGCUAAUUAUCGAGGAGGUGAACUGGUAGAGGCGUAUGUCUUUGGUAACAGUAGCCUGUUCCAGGCGUUCACAUAAGGAGGGGGUGGGGGAGAGCCGGAACGUCGCGAAUAUAGAACUAUACGCCUGAAACAGGUUGUAUUUACAAGUGUGUUUCUUUCUCACUUCUAAGUUGGAAAAUGAAAUUUUAAAAUGGCUGCAGUUUCUUUUCCUUGUUUGUCUUUUUGUUGUUGUUUUUAUUGCUCUUAGAUUUUUCAGAAUUUUUUCGGACAUUUUGGGCUGUUUUCCUGAGUGUUAAGAGAUUAACAGUGUAAUUUAAAAUCCGUGCAAGGUGUGUAGAUUGUACAAAAUAAAUUGUGCGGAAGCUCGUUUUAAUUCUCUUCCGAGUGAGUACUUGUUCCUCCACACUGUCCUCUGCCUUUCUUAGUGAUCAUUUGCUUUAUUCUCAUGAAUUUUAUAUUUGAUUAGCGGUUCUACUGUAGGAAGAAAUUCUAUUCUGGUCAUUGUUAGGCCUUAAAGAGUCCAUCCUGUAAAAUUGUAUCUAAUCACUGUAUUAUAUCUAGUUCACCUCUGUAAGACUUAUGCCUUGUGUUCACCAGCAACAUAACCGCAAGUGUAAGCAUAAGAGUCUGGCGUCUAGGGAAAUAGCGUACUGACGCAAACGCGACAAAGAAAAGACAAGGACAAAUUUCGUCCUUUUGCUGGAAUUUAUGCUUGCUUCUGGGCAGUGUUCACAGCGAAGUAAGGAUUUUUUGAGCUUGCCUUUGCGUCGCAAGUCCAGACUCGUACCCAGUGGUCACAUUUAUUUUCUCAAUGGAAGAUGGAAAAGAAAAUUGACGCGCACAAAGGCUUCCUUCCUUCCCUUGACUCAUCGCGAUCUCACUAAAUCCUUUCCAUUAAUAACAGCGCGAAUACUGUUCCGAGUUUAUCGCUAGUCAACUCGGAUGGCAUUAUAAUAAGUCCUGAUUUCAAUGAUGUAAUUCUCGUGUACUUUCAGUGUGAGCUGCUGGUAUUUCAGUCUACUGCUUUUGUUGUCGCCAGUGUAAAUGGUAUCAUUCAAGCAUCACAUGAUUGUUCUAACUUAUUGUAUACCACAAAGUGAUUUAAAUAAAUAAGUAAA